Molecule: messenger RNA, 652 nt
Organism: Notodromas monacha
Lineage: Eukaryota; Metazoa; Arthropoda; Ostracoda; Podocopida; Cyprididae
Source: the annotation of a GenBank genome assembly
AUGGCGAGUUUGUUGCCGAAAUUUCGCGCGAACGUGUCCUCGCUUCGGUUUGCAGCAAGACACUGCUUCUAUUCGUCAUCGACGACUCCCUCGUCUUCUUCGUCAUCACUGUCCACCUUACCAGAGAAAACUGGUGCGAUCAGUCAAAAGGAAACCCAUACGGGUGUUGUGUGGGAUGACAACGAUUACCGUCUGGCACGUUUUGCCGAUACGAAGAGGGAAGUGAAUCCCAACUUUGCGAUCGACCUGAUUGCUAAAGUGCCUCCCAUCAAGGUCAAGCAAAGGGUGUUUUGGUGUGAUGGAGGGGAUGAUAAAUUGGGCCACCCGAAGGUCUACAUCAACCUGGAUAAGCCCGGUCCACAGACUUGUGGCUACUGUGGGCUUCGCUAUGUCCGAGAUGAGGAUCACCACCACUGAAAAUUCGCUUCUGCUUACCGACUUUCUCUGAUGUUUGUGCAGUGAAACCGAUAUUUGAAAUGUAGUCUUACCCUGCUCGCGAAUUGAAGUUCUUGAAAACGGUGCAAUUUUGCGUGACUGCAAUUUUAUGUUAGUGUGUAAAUUGAGAUGAAAGAAAGGACAUUUUUGAGCCGGGAUGUUGUAGUUGCUAGUGAAGGACAGUAAAAUCUCGUUACAACAAACCUGUGGGGAGCAG